GUCAAAUGUGUAUUAAUCUAUGAGUAUUCUCAUUUCAAUAAUAAUCAAAAUAGUUCGUCUUCCCAAGUCCCAACCAACAAAUUAUCAUCACCAUUUUUGUCAUCAUUCUCCGCUUUUGCUUGCUUCACUUCCUACCACCUUUUUUACUCUCUUUCUCUCUGCUCCGUUCGGCGGAUUUCAAAUUCUACUCACUCUUCCUUCAUUUACGUGUCCUCCUCUCCACACUCCCACCGCAUUCUCUCACCUCUUCAAAUACUUGCAUUUCCUCCUUUUGCUACAUUCACAGCUAGAUCUUUCAUUUUUACUCGCACCAGAGUGUGGCAAAUGAGAAACAAUUUUGUGGGUUCGAUGAGGAUUGGGAUGAUUAAGGUUGAAUUUUUGCUCUUGGUGGUGGUGGCAACGGUGGCGGUGGCGGUGGCUGCCGGGGCGGGUAAUGGCGGGGCAGGGGUGUUUUCGGCGAAGUUGAUGCAUAGGUUCUCCGAGGAGGUGAAUUCUGUUAGGGUUUCUAGGCGGGGAAGGGAGGUUAAUGAUGUGGGUUUGCCCCGGAAAUGGAGCUCGGAGUAUUACCGGAGGUUGCUGAGCAGUGAUUUGGAGCGGCAAAAGGUGAAGUUGGGGCCCCAGUCUCAGUAUCUCUACCCUUCUCAAGGAAACAGUGUUCUGCAAUUUGGAAAUGACUGGGGAUGGUCUGAUUUCUACCCAUUAUUCGACUUUUACUCUCACAUUUAUCAUUGUCUAUAAGUGCUGAUUACUGGCUUAAAUAGAAGAGAAGCCAUUGUUGAUUAAACAAUCAAUGGAGGUUUCUUUUUAAAAAAAUAUAUUAAUUUUUCUACACUUAUUUAUUUUGAGGUUUCUUUUCAUUUAUUGAUCUGACAGCUGGAGUAAGUAAAAGAAAGGAACAAGCAUAAUUGUCGAUUGAUUCAUUAGAUUGAGUUUUGUACCUUCAGUUGUUGAAAAUUUUAUUCAUUGCGGUGCUAGGGUAUGAAUUUGGUAAAGUCAGUUAAUUGUUAAAAUCAAACGAAUUGAAUUGUUUGAAUUUAAAAUUUUUUCAAGUCUUAAACUUUGGUUGCUUCUUGUUAAUUUGUCUGUUAGGUUUUAGUGAUUUCCUCCUUACCAUGUGUAGUAUGAUUAUGGGUGUGUUGAGAAGAUGAUGAUUACCAUUGUUGAACGAAUAAAUGAUUCUGUUGUCGUGAUGUAGAUUCAUUACACCUUCUUCCGAAUGUUAAUUUCCUGUUUCCUGCCGAUAAUUAUUUACUGAGGCCCGUUUCUUUUUUUGUUAUUGUUCCAUCUAAACAGGUUACACUAUGUAUGGAUAGAUGUUGGCUCACCAAAUGUUUCUUUUCUUGUUGCACUUGAUACUGGAAGUGAUCUGUUUUGGGUUCCUUGUGACUGUAUCCAAUGUGCUCCAUUAUCUGCCAGCUACUACAGCAGUCUGGUGCUCCCUCGUAUUUGGGGCAUUUAUAAUGCAGGAUAAGGAUCUAAAGGAAUACAAUCCCUCUGGCUCAACUACCAGCAAGUUCAUAAAUUGCAGCCAUCACUUAUGCGAACUAGGUUCAAGGUGCAGAGAUCCAAAUCAACCCUGUCCGUACAUUGUCAAUUAUGAAACAAAGGAUACAUCUACGUCUGGAUUCCUUGUAGAAGAUAUUUUGCAUCUCGCACCCGUCAGCAGUAAUAAAUCAAACAAAUUUGUGCGAGCUCCAGUAGUGAUCGGAUGUGGCAGUAAGCAAACUGGUACAUACCUUGAGGGAACGGCCCCUGAUGGUGUUAUGGGCCUGGGACUUGGGAACAUAUCUGUCCCCCAUUUCCUUGCAAAAGCAGGACUUGUUCGAAACUCUUUCUCUCUCUGUUUUGAUGAGGAUAGUGACGGGAGGAUCUACUUUGGGGAUCAAGGGAUCGCAAGCCAAAACACAACUCCGUUUUUGGCUUUAGAUGAUCAGAAUCGAUAUAUAGUUGGAGUGAAGGCAUGUUGUGUUGGAACUUCUUGCCUUGAGCAGACAGACAUCAAAGUUUUAGUUGAUAGCGGGACUUCAUUUACAUAUCUUCCAAGUAGUGCCUAUGAAAAGGUGGUUGGAGAGUUUGACAGACAAAUUAGGGCGACCAAAACUAGAUUUGACGGAUAUCCUUGGGAUUAUUGUUAUAAGUCAAGUUCUCUGGCUGCAGCAACGAAGAUAACUUUAUCUCUCAAGUUUGAUGCAAACAACAGUUUUGUGGUCUUUAAUCCUUUAAUUAGUCACUAUGAUUCCGAGGGUCUGAAUGGGUUUUGUCUAGCCAUACAAUCAAUAGACGACAAUGUUGGAACAAUUGGACAGAACUUCAUGACUGGAUAUCGAAUGGUCUUUGAUGGAGAAAACAUGAAGCUGGGGUGGUCUCAUUCUGAUUGUCAAGAUUUGGCUGAUAAUAAGGCGCCACCAGUAACAUCAUCAAAUGUUACCUCUCCUGGCAGUUUGCCUACAGAGCAGCAGAGUUCCCCUAACCACCGUACUCCUCCUGCUGAGUCUAUAAUGCCAUCGAUAGCCACAUCAAUAUUAAUGGGACAAAGACAUUCAUGUUUUAUCGAGUUUUUAUUUCCUUUUGGGUUAAUAGCAUGUAUGUUUACGUGGAUCUUCUGAUCAGUAAGCAGUUGUAGAUUCAUGCCCUCUAGUAAAAUCUUGAUGUAAAUCCUGUUAUAGGAGAUCUUGUACGGGCCAAUGCUUCUACCCUAUGCCCUGUUAGUGUUGAAAUGGGGAUUCUAUGCUAGUAAAGUUAUGUUCCCUUUAUUCUUCUGUUUCUUAGAUCAACGUCGAAACUGAAAUUGGAGACGGAAAGUCUCAUUAUCUCCAUCACCGG
Molecule: messenger RNA, 2823 nt
Organism: Oldenlandia corymbosa var. corymbosa
Lineage: Eukaryota; Viridiplantae; Streptophyta; Magnoliopsida; Gentianales; Rubiaceae
Source: the annotation of a GenBank genome assembly